Molecule: messenger RNA, 1149 nt
Organism: Dermacentor andersoni
Lineage: Eukaryota; Metazoa; Arthropoda; Arachnida; Ixodida; Ixodidae
Source: RefSeq, a predicted model, not a curated record
AUGUAUGGCCUGAGGGUUGUUAUUCCGUCCCCUCUUAGGGAAGCCGUGCUCGACGAACUGCACCUCGGUCAUCCCGGCAUUGUGCGGAGCAAGGAGCUGGCUCGCAGCUAUGUGUGGUGGCCGUCAAUUGAUGCAGGCUUAGAGACAAAGGUACGAAGUUGCCAAGCCUGCCAGGAACAACGAAAUGAUCCAGUUAAGGCACCUCUGCAUCCCUGGUCGUGGCCGACCGCACCGUGGAGGCGAAUUCACUUGGACUUCGCAGGACCUUUCCGAGGAACUAUGUUUUUAGUCGUUGUAGAUGCUCACUCGAAGUGGCCGGAAGUGUUCGUUAUGCGAAGCACAAUGUCCGAGCGUACUGUUGCCUGCUUCCGUGAACUUUUCUGCCGAUUCGGAGUGCCGGAGACGGUGGUGUCCGACAAUGGACCACAACUGGUGUCCGAAGAGUUCAAGGCGUUUAUGCGGAGCGUCGGGGCCAGACACGUCGUGAGCGCUCCCUAUGACCCAAGCACAAACGGUCUGGCGGAGCGUUUCGUGCAAACGUUGAAGUCUGCUCUACGCAAGUCAUCUCCCGGUGAGUCUAUCGAAGAAACACUUCAGAACUUCUUAUUGGCGUACAGAAAUACGCCUCACCCUACGACUGGAGAAGCUCCAGCUAACCUAUUGAUGGGUAGACGAUUGCGCACCAGGCUGGAUGCAAUGAAGCCUACAGUGGAGGGGAAGGUGAUGCCCAGUCAGUUCACCCAAAUGCAGCAGCGCAGGAGCAACAGGGACUGUUUUUGUGUUAAUGACAGUGUUCUAGUUCGCAAUUACAGAGGCCCAACGAAGUGGGUUCGUGGAACCGUUCUGAAGAAGACUGGACAAGUCUCGUACAAAGUCAUGGUAACCACCCCCCGAGGCAAGUUCAUCUGGCGGCGACAUCUCGACCAGCUGCUGGCUGGCGCCGGCCCUAUGGUGACACCAAGGGCAUCCGACUCCGAUUUCUCGGAGGGGUUCCUGGUCUUCCUUGAAGGUCAGACUGGUGACCAGCCAACGCCAGAAGAGCCGACACCCGGGGAGUCCAUCCCUCCAGCUCCCGCUCCUCCAUCAGAGACAUCGGCUCCGCACAGGCGCUACCCGUCAAGACAACGCCGUCCACCCGAGAGAUACUAA